CCUCAGAUAAACCCGGAUUUAGAAAAACUUUCCCCUUACGAAUGCGGGUUUGACCCGCUUGGGUCAGCACGCCUACCUUUUUCUAUUCGCUUUUUCUUAGUUGCAAUUUUAUUCCUUCUGUUUGACCUAGAGAUUGCACUUCUACUUCCUCUUCCUUGGGGGAAUCAACUUCUUUUCCCUCUUCAUACCUUAAUCUGGGCUUCUGUGGUAAUCAUGCUUUUAACACUUGGAUUAAUUUAUGAGUGAGUUCAAGGAGGCUUAGAGUGAGCAGAAUAAGUGCUUAGUUUAAACAAAACAUUUGAUUUCGGCUCAAAAAACGCGGUUAAAGUCCUCAAGCAUUUAAAAUGACAGCGAUCCACCUAGUUAUCUCAAACUGCUUCCUACUGGGGUUAAUCGGCCUAUCAUUUCACCGAACCCAUCUAUUAUCAGCCCUCCUCUGCCUCGAGGGAAUAAUACUUUCACUUUUCUUAGCUAUUUCUAUUUGAACUUUACAAUUAGACUCACCUAAUCUAUCGUCAGCCCCAAUACUACUUCUAGCAUUUUCAGCAUGUGAAGCAGCAGUAGGAUUGUCCCUUCUUGUGGCCACUUCUCGUACACAUAACUCUGAUCACUUAAAAACCUUAAAUAUCCUACAAUGUUAAAAAUCUUGAUCCCAACACUAAUACUUCUACCCACUAUUUGAUUAACUCCUUUUAAAUGACUUUGAUCCGCAACUCUAACUCAUAGUGCUACUAUUACAUUAAUUAGUCUAUACUGAUUAAAAACAUGUGAGACAGGGUGAACAGAAACCGGUGUACUUUUAGCAACAGAUUCAAUCUCAACCCCAUACUUAGCCCUUUCUUGCUGGUUAACACCUUUGAUGAUCUUAGCAAGCCAGUACCAUAUAUUGGAUAACCCUCACCCCCAGCAACGGGUGUUUCUUAUAACUCUAGUUACCCUUCAGAUCCUUUUAAUUUUAGCAUUUAGUGCUUGUAAUUUAAUUGUAUUUUAUCUAAUGUUCGAGGCCACCAUUAUCCCUAUUAUCUUAAUUACUACACGAUGAGGUAAUCAACCGGAACGCCUAAAAGCAGGUGAUUACUUAGUAUUUUACACUUUAGUCGGGUCUUUGCCCCUCCUUGUGGUCCUGUUACUAAUAGAAAAUAUUACAGGAAGCUUAUCUUUGCUUAUCGAAUACAUCCCUUUUGUCACAGACACAACUAUUGCAAGUAAAUUCCUGUGAGCAGCUACAACUUUAAGUUUUUUAGUUAAAAUGCCGAUAUAUGGUGUUCAUUUAUGACUUCCUAAAGCCCAUGUAGAGGCCCCGAUCGCAGGAUCUAUAGUUUUAGCGGCUGUGCUUUUAAAACUGGGGGGCUACGGGCUAAUUCGAGUUAUGGACCUCUUAGGCCCUAAUUCCAAAGGAUUUGCUUUACCAUUUAUUGUUAUUGCCCUUUGAGGUGCUGUAAUAGCAGGAUCUAUCUGCAUACGGCAAACAGAUAUUAAAGCCUUAAUCGCAUAUUCUUCUGUAAGCCAUAUGGGUAUAGUUAUCGCUGCUAUCCUUAUCCAAACCCCUUGAGCACUUAAGGGGGCAAUAAUUUUGAUAUUCGCCCACGGCCUUGUCUCUGCAUCAUUGUUUUGUCUAGCUAAUUUUUACUACGAGCGAACUAACAGUCGGACUUUGCUUUUAGCUCGAGGUAUACAAGUAAUCUUCCCAUUUUUAGGCGCAUGAUGACUUUUAAGUAUCCUGGCCAAUGUAGCUCUUCCACCUUUGCCAAAUUACUCAGCAGAAUUAUUUAUUGCUACUUCUUUAUUUAAAUGAUCACCUUGAACUUUCGUAUUCGUUGCAUUAGGGUUGUUUAUUACUGCUGUAUAUUCUUUCUUUAUAUUCCUUAUCUCCCAACGGGGCCCGGUUUCCCAACAAUUCAUCGAACAAGAUUUAGCUUCAAUACGUGAACACUUGCUUACUGCCAUUGUUCUUCUUCCAUUAGUGUUCCUUAUCUUCAAACCCCAUUUAAUUUGAGGUUUUAACCAUUGUAGGUGUAGUUUAAUUAAAACAUUAGAUUGUGAUUCUGAAAAAAAAGGUUGAAGUCCUUUCACCCACCGAGAGAGAAGAGAAAAAACAAAAACUGCUAAUAUUUGUAUCUUUGGUUAGACUCCAAAGCUCACUCGCAUACUUUUAUAGGACAAUAGUCUGUCCAUUGGUCUUAGGAGCCAACACCUCUUGGUGCAAAUCCAAGUAGAAGUUAUGCACCCUACCCCCCUAAUUUUAACAUCCGCCCUUCUUAUCAUUUUUGCUCUUCUUACUUACCCAGUUUUAACCACCUUUUCCCCUAACCCUUUACCACAAAGCUGGUCAUCAACACAUGUUAAAUCUGCAGUUAAGAUAUCAUUUUUUACUAGCCUCAUCCCCCUUAUUAUUUUUCUGAAUGAUGGGAGUGAAGCUAUUAUCACCUCAUUCACAUGAAUAAGCUUGUCAACAUUUGACAUUACUCUUAGCUUCAAAUUUGAUAUAUACUCAAUUAUUUUCACCCCCGUUGCUCUUUACGUCACCUGAUCAAUCUUGGAAUUUGCCUUUUGAUAUAUACACUCGGACCCUGCUAUAAAUCGAUUCUUUAAAUACCUCCUUAUCUUCCUAAUUGCAAUAAUUAUCUUAGUAACAGCUAACAAUAUAUUCCAAUUAUUUAUUGGCUGAGAAGGGGUAGGCAUCAUAUCUUUCCUGCUUAUCGGCUGAUGGUAUGGGCGAGCGGAUGCAAAUACAGCAGCAUUGCAAGCAGUACUUUAUAAUCGUAUUGGUGACGCAGGCUUGAUCCUUGCCAUGGCUUGAAUAGCAAUAAACCUUAACUCGUGGGAUAUUCAUCAAAUUAUCUCACUCUCUAAAGACAUAGACCUCUCUCUCCCGCUUGUUGGUCUUAUUUUGGCCGCUAUGGGUAAAUCCGCUCAAUUCAGUCUUCACCCUUGAUUACCUUCUGCAAUAGAAGGCCCUACCCCAGUUUCCGCUUUACUCCACUCAAGCACUAUGGUUGUAGCAGGUAUUUUUUUAAUAAUCCGCAUAACCCCUUUAAUGCAAAAUAACCCAGCAGCUAUAACACUUUGCCUAUGUCUUGGUGCAUUAACAACCCUCUUUACAGCAAUCUGCGCCCUGACACAAAAUGAUAUUAAGAAGAUCAUUGCAUUUUCUACAUCAAGCCAGCUUGGCCUUAUAAUAGUAACUAUUGGACUCAACCAACCACAUCUCGCUUUUCUACACAUUUGCACACAUGCCUUCUUUAAAGCUAUAUUAUUCCUUUGCUCAGGCUCCAUUAUCCAUGCUCUAAAUGAUGAGCAGGAUAUCCGUAAAAUAGGGGGUAUACACCGCUUAGUCCCUUUCACUUCAUCCUCAAUAGCAUUAGGAAGUUUAGCAUUAACGGGGAUACCUUUCCUAUCAGGUUUCUUUUCGAAAGACCCAAUCAUUGAAGCCUUAAAUAACUCAUACCUGAACGCCUGAGCCCUCCUCAUUACACUUUUUGCUACUUCACUUACAGCCGUAUACAGCCUUCGUAUUAUCUUUUUUGUAUGCAUAGGAAACCCUCGAUUCAACGCGCUAUCGCCUAUCAAUGAAAAUAACCCUUCGGUUAUUAACCCUAUUUUACGCUUAGCAUUAGGAAGUGUUGUAGCCGGCUUACUUAUUUACACAAAUAUACCAGUUUCAAAAACCCCUGUGAUAACUAUACCUAUAUUUAGUAAGGUGGCAGCCAUUCUUGUUACUAUUACAGGCCUUCUGGUAGCAUUAGACCUUGCUUCGAUAACCCAUAAACAAACCAUUAUACCCCGGUACAUGCCCCCCUAUCGCUUCUCUAACUCAUUAGCCUUUUUCCCGAUUAUUAAUCAUCGGAUUUUUCCUACAAAAGUGUAUGGUUUUGGACAAAAAAUUGCCACCCGAACAAUAGACCUAGUUUGGCUAGAGAAAUAUGGACCUAAAGCCGUAGUGUCUGUUAACACCACUUUAGCCCCUGUGGUUAGUAACGCACAAAAGGGCUCAAUUAAAACCUAUAUAAUAUCGUUAUUACUAACCCUAUUUUUAACUGUAUUGAUUUUUAACCUUUAAAUAGCACGUAAAGAUCCUCGCUCAAACCCACGUGUUAACUCUAAAACAACAAACAAUGUAAGCAAUAGGGCUCAAGCACUAAUAAUUAGUAUUCAACGACCUGAUAAAUACAUUAUACCUACUCCACACGUAUCCUGGCGUAAUAACCCUAAACUUCCUAUUUCUUCCAAAGGUAUAAUAAGCACCUCGAACCACCCACUUCAACAAUAGCCGAAAGAAACUACUACUAUUAAUAAGUAAAGUACUAUGCGGCUAAAUACAGGUCAACUACCCCAGCCUUCAGGGUACUGUUCAGCAGCCAAAGCUGCUGAAUAAGCAAAAACAACUAAUAUCCCACCUAAGUAAAUUAGAAAUAAAACAAGCGAUAAGAAAGAACCCCCGAAGUACGCCACUAACCCACAACCUGCCCCAGCAGCAAAUACUACACCUAGGGCAGCGAAAUAUGGAGAGGGAUUUGAAGCUACGGCAGCAAACCCCAAAAUCAAACUAAUUAAUAAAACUAUUAAAACAUAUGUCAUUGUUUAUACUCGGAUUUUAACCAAAACCAGUGGCUUGAAAAACCACCGUUGUAAUUCAACUAUAUAAACUAAUGGCCAACCUACGCAAAACUCACCCCCUGUUAAAAAUCGCCAAUGAUGCUCUGGUAGAUCUACCCACCCCCUCAAAUAUCUCCCUUUGAUGAAACUUCGGCUCCCUUUUAGGACUUUGCCUGAUCUCUCAGAUUGUAACUGGCCUCUUCUUGGCAAUACACUACACCUCUGAUAUUGCUACCGCUUUUUCAUCAGUCACCCAUAUCUGCCGAGAUGUUAACUAUGGCUGACUAAUUCGCAAUAUACAUGCUAAUGGUGCCUCAUUCUUUUUCAUUUGUAUUUACCUCCACAUUGCUCGAGGGUUAUAUUACGGGUCCUACCUUUACAAAGAGACCUGAAAUAUUGGUGUAAUACUUCUAGUUCUUGUAAUAGCAACAGCUUUCGUAGGUUAUGUUUUACCUUGAGGACAAAUAUCGUUUUGAGGUGCUACCGUUAUCACUAACCUUUUGUCUGCUGUGCCUUAUGUAGGCACUGAUUUAGUACAGUGGAUUUGAGGGGGUUUCUCUGUGGAUAACGCUACUUUGAACCGAUUUUUUACAUUUCACUUCCUACUCCCAUUUAUAGUAUUAGCUGCCACCCUUGUUCACCUUCUAUUUUUACAUGAAACAGGUUCUAAUAACCCCGCGGGAUUGAACUCAGAUGUAGACAAGAUCUCCUUCCACCCGUACUUUUCCUUCAAAGAUCUUUUAGGGUUCGCAGCACUGAUGUUAUCACUCGUUGCCUUGGCUUUAUUUUUACCCUAUUUACUAGGAGAUCCUGAUAAUUUCACACCCGCCAACCCUUUAGUUACCCCUACUCAUAUUAAACCAGAGUGAUACUUUUUAUUCGCAUACGCCAUCCUUCGAUCCAUCCCUAAUAAGUUAGGAGGUGUGUUAGCCUUACUAUCAGCUAUCCUGGUAUUAGCACUUGUCCCCUUCCUACACACCUCUAAACACCGAGGGUUGACAUUCCGCCCACUCACACAAGCUCUGUUUUGAUUACUAGUUGCCGAUGUUAUAAUCUUAACAUGAAUUGGAGGAAUACCUGCUGAACCUCCUUACAUUAUCGUUGGGCAGCUGGCCUCAAUCGCUUAUUUUUCGAUCUUCCUAGUACUAAUGCCCUCAGCAGGGUAUAUUGAAAACAGCAUACUCGAAUGAGAAU
Nerophis ophidion (straightnose pipefish) is the source of this 5790-nucleotide messenger RNA. RefSeq names its product NADH-ubiquinone oxidoreductase chain 4-like. The record is from RefSeq and is a predicted model, not a curated record. Gene Ontology annotation, molecular function: NADH dehydrogenase (ubiquinone) activity; ubiquinone binding. Lineage: Eukaryota; Metazoa; Chordata; Actinopteri; Syngnathiformes; Syngnathidae. The transcript has a single exon. Gene Ontology annotation, biological process: ATP synthesis coupled electron transport; aerobic respiration; electron transport coupled proton transport.